ACAAGAUGGCGCCGCCUGCUGAGCUUCCCUUGUGCUGUUUCCGGUCGCUCUCGGAAGGACGAGUCCCACCCGUAGCCGACGCUGCUGGCGGUUGCUAGCGGUGAGGUGCUUCUUCAGACCGCUUCUUGCGAGCGACUCCGCAACCAACAUGUCUAACAGAAACAAUAACAAGCUGCCCAGCAACCUGCCACAGUUACAGAAUCUGAUCAAGCGAGAUCCGCCAGCUUACGUCGAGGAGUUUCUACAGCAGUAUAAUCACUACGAAUCCAAUGUGGAGAUUUUUAAAUUACAACCAAAUAAACCUAGCAAAGAACUGGCAGAGCUAGUGAUGUUUAUGGCACAGAUUGGUCACUGCUACCCAGAACAUUUAAGUAACUUUCCCCAAGAGCUGAAAGAUCUUCUCUCCUACAAUCACACUGUCUUGGAUCCAGAUCUUCGAAUGACAUUUUGCAAAGCUUUGAUCUUGCUGAGAAAUAAGAAUCUCAUCAAUCCAUCAAGUUUGCUAGAACUUUUCUUUGAACUUCUGCGUUGUCAUGAUAAGCUUCUGCGAAAGACUUUAUACACACAUAUUGUCACUGAUAUCAAGAAUAUAAAUGCAAAACACAAGAACAAUAAAGUGAAUAUUGUGUUGCAGAAUUUCAUGUACACCAUGUUAAGAGAUAGCAAUGCAACUGCAGCCAAGAUAUCUUUGGAUGUGAUGAUUGAACUCUACAGAAGAAACAUCUGGAAUGAUGCCAAAACUGUCAAUGUGAUCACAACUGCAUGUUUCUCUAAGGUCACCAAGAUAUUAGUUGCUGCUUUGACAUUUUUCCUUGGGAAAGAUGAAGAGGAGAAACAGGACAGCGACUCAGAAUCCGAGGAUGAAGGACCAACAGCAAGAGACCUGCUAGUGCAAUAUGCCACGGGGAAGAAAAGCUCCAAAAACAAGAAAAGGUUGGAAAAGGCUAUGAAAGUGCUCAAGAAACAAAAAAAGAAGAAGAAACCAGAGGUGUUUAACUUUUCAGCUAUUCAUCUGAUUCAUGAUCCCCAAGAUUUUGCAGAAAAAUUAUUAAAACAACUAGAGAGCUCUACGGAGAGGUUUGAGGUGAAAAUGAUGCUCAUGAACCUCAUCUCCAGAUUGGUGGGAAUUCAUGAGCUUUUUCUCUUCAACUUCUAUCCCUUCGUACAAAGAUUUCUGCAGCCCCACCAAAGAGAAGUAACAAAGAUCCUUCUGUUUGCUGCCCAAGCAUCUCAUCACUUAGUACCCCCAGAGAUCAUUCAGUCAGUGCUCAUGACUGUGGCCAACAAUUUUGUCACCGACAAGAAUUCUGGGGAGGUCAUGACAGUAGGAAUCAAUGCUAUAAAAGAGAUAACAGCUCGAUGUCCUCUAGCCAUGACUGAAGAACUUCUCCAAGACCUAGCUCAGUAUAAAACACACAGAGAUAAGAAUGUGAUGAUGUCUGCUAGAACUUUGAUUCAGCUCUUCCGAACACUGAAUCCUAAGAUGUUGCAGAAGAAAUUCCGGGGCAAGCCUACAGAGGCCUCCAUAGAAGCAAGAGUGCAAGAAUAUGGAGAAUUAGAUGCUAAAGAUUACAUUCCAGGAGCAGAAGUUCUAGAAGUUGGAAAAGAAGAGAAUGCUGAAAAUGUUGAAGAUGGGUGGGAAAGUACCAGUCUCAGUGAGGAGGCAGAUGCUGAUGGUGAGUGGGUUGAUGUGCAUCAUUCUUCUGAUGAAGAGCAGCAAGAAAUAUUCAAGAAGCUCAACAGGAUGCCCAUGGAGGAGCGGAAAGCCAAAGCUGCAGCCAUUAGCACGAGCCGAGUUCUAACUCAGGAAGACUUCCAGAAAAUCCGCAUAGCCCAAAUGAGGAAAGAACUCGACGCUACCCCAGGGAAAGCCCAAAAGAGGAAAUAUAUUGAAAUAGAUAGUGAUGAGGAGCCCAGGGGUGAGUUACUUUCUCUUCGGGACAUUGAACGCCUUCAUAAAAAGCCAAAAUCUGACAAGGAGACAAGACUAGCAACAGCAGUGGCUGGAAAGACAGACCGAAAAGAAUUUGUGAGGAAGAAAACCAAAAUGAACCCAUUUUCCAGUUCCACAAAUAAAGAGAAGAAAAAACAGAAGAACUUUAUGAUGAUGCGAUAUAGCCAUAACGUCCGGUCAAAAAACAAGCGUUCCUUCCGAGAAAAGCAGCUGGCACUACGAGAUGCACUUUUGAAAAAGAGAAAAAGAAUGAAGUAACCUCCGAGCAAGUCUUCCAUUCCAAGAAGAAUGCUAAAUUUGUAUCAUUAUUUUGAAAAUUAGUUAAUCAAGCAUGCUUACAUUAAAAAGUCCUGAAGGUACCAUAUUGUGAAAAACACAGUAAAUUUGGUAGCAAUUUAGUAUUUCUGUUUGGAGUUGGGUAAUGGGAAUGUUUGGAAUGUAACCAGUAGUGGUGUUGUAAAAGCAUUUUCAUUUAGCAUUCAUGCAAAGAAAAAUAUUGUUGGAUGCCUACUAAAUGUCACUGUAGAUACAAAAAUGAAUGAGCCAUCACCCCUCACAAAAGGCAUUCACAGCCUAUUUGGCAAAUUGGAGGGGGCGGAUGUGUAUUGUAUGUGUAUUUAUGUGCAGUGUAAAUAGUUCUCUAGUAAAGAUAGGUCUGUGCUUCUCUGGGGUCACAGAGGCUUCUACAGGGCAUAAGAGUUAAACAUUUUCUCAACAGGACAAUGUUACAAGAGUAAGAGAUUCUUACUUGUAUAUAGGCUUACCUGCUAAAAAACAGGUCCCUGCUGUACAGAUUUUAUGUCGCCAAUUUAGGUCUAAUUUAGUCCAUCCAAAAAAGUUUACAUAUUUUUUUGAAUGCCAGGUACAGGCUUUUCGGCUAAGACCUCACUUUUUAAAUUGCCCUAAGUAUAAAUAGGAAUCUUAGAGUGUCUAGUUCGUCAUUUAGGCCACCAUAAAGGAAUAAGAAAUCAGAUUGAUUUCCUCAGUCUGUCUUCAUGCUCUAGUAUUUUUAGCUUGCUGUUUGCUUUAUCUCAAUAAAAGGUACCUAAUGUCAGAUAGGUACUAUUGUGUGUGUUAAGUGCCGUGUUAGGCUCCCUCCCCUAAGCAUGUCUGAGUGGAUUUCAAGGGACACAGAGCCAUGGUCAGCCUCUCUGUUUGCAAGUCAUUGCAUUUGGAAGUAGUCUGAUGCUUUUGCCUUUGAUUUCCUAGAUCAUAUUGUGAUAGAUGAGAAAAUUGUUGCUUGAGAGUAAAAGGCAAUUUUCUGUCUACCCAGAAUUAGAAAGUAGCUUCGAAAACUACUUCUCUUAUUCACUUUCUGUGUUCACUUUUCCACUCCAAGUCCAAAAGACUUUGGUUUUAUUUUGAAACUUUGUGACCUUCCCCAAAGAUGCCCCAGCUCGCUAGAGAUUAGUUGUGAAAAUCUUGAAGUUUAACAUUGAAAUUACACUGGCCUGGUGAGAGGAGUUCUGAGUUAACUUCAGCAACUUCAUUGUUUAACAGGAAGUGUCCGGUGCAAAUUUGAAUAUUUCAGACCUGAAACUUCUCUCUCUCUCUCUCUCUCUCUUUUGUUUGCAUUUUUGAACUGGGUGUCUCCUCAAGAGAGGUAAAUAAAAUUCAAAAUGGCAUAGCAGCUAGGGUUCACAGCUUUGCUGCAUGACUUGUGAUGGUGUCUGGAAGUCAUCCUUCCUUUGGACUUUCCCACUCCACUUAGAGGCCAGGAGGCCAAAGUCCAUUCUGUGCUCUGACUUCUGUACUACUGUGGCUUCACCUUGCUCUAACUGAGGUUUAUAUGCAAGAUAGAAAAAUAUCUCAUUUAAAAAGGUGAAAGUCUUAACUCUUAUUUCUCGAAUGCAUAGUAUCUUAAUUCUACCCAAUUUCCUAAUAAAGGAAAUCUUAGAAAUCUUCUCUUGCGAAUAUUUACUAUAAAUUUGAAGAUCAGAUUUUCACAAGGUUGGAUGCUGUCAACAAAGGCAGAGUGGUCUUUCAGGGUCACUUUUACCAUAAAGUGAUCAUCAGAGUCUGAGCAUCAGCUUUUCAAUCUCCAUUUUUUUUUUAAUUUUUAUUUAUUUAUGAUAGUCACAGAGAGAGAGAGAGAGAGAGAGAGGCAGAGACACAGGCAGAGGGAGAAGCAGGCUCCAUGCACCAGGAGCCUGACGUGGGAUUCGAUCCCAGGUCUCCAGGAUCGGGCCCUGGGCCAAAGGCAGGCGCCAAACCGCUGCGCCACCCAGGGAUCCCCUCCAUUUUUUUUUUUUUUUUUUGUCAGUACUAAGAAUGGAUCCAUUUCAGGGAUGAGCUCCCAUAUCCAGGCUCAUAACUUAUGUAUAAAGUGAUGUGUAAUUCUAGAAUGCUGAUGUAUUUUGUAUGUGAUCUCAGCAGAGUCAUGAAAUGCAGUCUGUUCUCUGCUCUAUCACUAGUGCUAGUUCAGUGCCCAGGAUGUUAGGUGCUCAGCAAGUAUUUGAAUAUGUGAUUUUUUUUUCCAGUCAGUUCUCUCUGUAAAUAUAAGACCACCUACCUCAUUGAUUGAGAAUUCUGAGAAUGUUAGCUAAUUCUUUGAAAAUGUAUCUCUUUAAAGUGUCACAUGGCAACCCAGAUUGUUUAGAAUAUUCUGUUCUUCAAACCAUUUUAGAUAAAUACAUUUUAAGCUUUGUUACCAAGAAUAAUAAGGCUCUAUCAGUGACAUCCUUUCAUAGCAUAAAAUAAAACUAAAAAUUAACUAUUGUUUAUUUUUUUUAAUGAGAUUUUAAAAAUAUCUUGAAAAUGAAUAGAAAAGUAAGGCACUGACAUGGAGCUUUUUCUCUUUUAUAAGGAAAUAAACUUUUCUUCCUAGUACAAUCUUUGGUCAGUACUUAUUUAAAAAUGCAGAUAAGAACAAAGCGCAGCUAAUUCUGUACUAUUUAAAUACCAUACAAAUGUUUGUGUAGGGCACUUCUUACGUGGUAAUCUUAUUCUGCAAAUUCUUUCAUUGUUUUGUCAAUCCAACCUCAGUGUGGAGAUGAAGUUACAAUUUAUCUGCAUGAUGGAAUAAUUUGAAGCCAUAAAAAUGUUUACAAUAGGGAAUGCUUACAAAUGAAAGGAACAAAAUAACAAAAGUAUUUAUAGCAUAAUCAAAUAACACAUGUAAGAAAAUGAAUAAUAAAGGCCCAAGAGGAAAUACUCUGUUGUUUAUAAAAUGACACUGUUUUAACUUUGAUUUCAGUAGUUACUAGAGAGGUUAAGGUUGUUUCACAUAGAUUUUUGUCAUUUGGUUCUUCUUUUACAGCUUUUUGGUGUUUUUUAUUAUUGAUUUGUAGGAGAUCUUUAUAUAUUCUAGAUACCAAUUCUUUGUUAGUUACUUAUGUUACACAAAUCUCCACAGAUAGCCAGUGCCAUCUACGUGAUAAACUUUGUGAUAAACCCAAAUAUACCUUGGGUCUGGGAAUUUUCAAAACCAGUCCUGGAUCCUUAUUUUAAAAAAUAGCCAAUUUUUAAUUUGAAGGUUUAUUUAUUUUAGAGACAGAGCAGGGAGGAGGAUUUUGGGGCAGAGGGAGAAAGAAUCCUAAAGCAGACCCAACUGAGUGCAGAGCCCAAGGCAGAGCUCCAUCCCAGGAUCCUCAGGUCAUGACCUAAGCCAAAACCAACAGUCAACCGCUCAACCAACUGAGCCACCUAGGAGACACUAAAUAGACUUUUUUUUUUUUUUUUUUAGCAGUUCUAGGUUCAUGGCAAAACUGAGUGCACCAGAGUGAUGCAAUCAUUGCAGUUGAUGAACCUACAUCAUUAUCACCACAAGUCAUAGUUUACAUUAGGGUUCACUCUUAGUUUUGUAUAUUCUAUGGUCUAGACAAAUGUAUAAUGAUAUUUGUCCACCAUUGCAGUAUACAGGGUAGUUUUAGUGCUCCUACAAUCCUCUCUGCUUGUUUACCCCCCUUUCUUCCUGACCCUUGGCAACUACUGGUCUUUCUACUAGCGUUUUGCCUUUUGCAGAAUGUCACAGUUGGAGUCAAAACCUACUGUUUUCAUAUCGGGUUUUUUUUUUUCCAUUUAGUAGUUUGUAUUUAUGUUUCCUCCAUGUUUUUUCAUGGUUUGGAUAGUUCAUUUCUUUUUAGUGAUGUAACAUUCCAUUCUCUGGAUAUAUUACGGUUGGUUUAUCCAUUUACCUACUGAAGGACAUCUUGGUUGCUUGUAGGUUUUGGCAGUUAUGAAUAAAGCUGUUAUAAACAUCUA
Messenger RNA from Nyctereutes procyonoides (raccoon dog), 6157 nucleotides. It is a transcript of the gene SDAD1, whose product is annotated as SDA1 domain containing 1. Gene Ontology annotation, cellular component: nucleolus. Bases 149 to 2212 code for a protein of 687 amino acids. The transcript is spliced from 22 exons. Gene Ontology annotation, biological process: ribosomal large subunit biogenesis; ribosomal large subunit export from nucleus. The record is from RefSeq and is a predicted model, not a curated record. Lineage: Eukaryota; Metazoa; Chordata; Mammalia; Carnivora; Canidae.